AUGAUCAAGGAAGAGAUAUCUAACAAGGAAGAUAGGCUCCUACAUGUUGUCUCUCUAUUGUUCUCUUCAUACAAACUUGAUACGAAGUCUAUUGUUGAUAUUAGAACUGGGGUGUUAGAGGAAAAGACUGUAGCAAUGCAAGCUUGUGGGUUAUUUUUUCUGAUUACGAAAAGUGUUUAUGUCCCACAUUUAGAGUCUCAGGGAUUUCUGAUAUGGCCUACUGGUUAUUUCCAUGAAGAUACAUUAAGGGUUGCUGAUACUGUUGUUAAGACGAUUGUGUGGGAUGCAAAGAAAAGAGAUGCAUGGGUUAACAAUCAUGGCGGUACAAUAAACACAAUGAAAAGAACCGAAGACGGGUUAAAGCUGAAAGAGACGAACGAUGAACAACAGCAAUAG
Messenger RNA from Lactuca virosa, 396 nucleotides. The record is from the annotation of a GenBank genome assembly. NCBI's taxonomy places the organism in Eukaryota, Viridiplantae, Streptophyta, Magnoliopsida, Asterales, Asteraceae.